AUGCUCGAUUCCGAACAAACUAAAAGAGAAAAAAUCAAAGAGUUCCGUCUUCUGACCGACGUUCCCGACCACCACGAUACGGAAGCAUUUUUGUUACAACGAGGUUGGAAUCUUCAACGAGCGCUAAAUGACUUUUUCGAUGCGAAUCGGAAUAUUGAAGAGAUACCGCCACUGCCUCUUGCGGGAUCAUUCACCAAUUCCUCCUUAUCCCCUUCUUCCGCAAGUGGGACAAGGACGAGACACUAUCAAACUGUUCGAUCGCGAGUUGUCACCAAUAAUUCCAGUUCAAUUUGGCAAAGAAUCGAGGAAAACAGGACACCGACACGUCGUCGAGCCCCAUCUCCCCCACGAAAUCGUCCUCCUCAAAGAUCCUUUGUCACAGAUCAGUAUCCCACUCACCCUCCCCCUCCAAGAACAACAUCAAUAAAUCAAGAUCGCCCGAAACGUCAAGCUCCUCCACCGCCCAUUCAGAGAAGCUCUGAUACCAUUGGCCUUGACCAUACACCAGUCUCUUCAAGAACCAGUCAAGAAAGAGACACAAAUCCUGCAAGAAGUGAUGUUAACCCGACACCAGCUUCACCAGCGACGCUUCAAAGGCAUCCAACGUUGAAUAAGAAGCAACAGAAUCUCGCACUCAAAGUUGUGAAAAACUUUUCAAAUCGUCCAAAACGACAAGCGCCGGAAGCCCCAGAUGAGCCACCAGAAGUCGAUGAAAAAGUUGAAUUGGAGUCGAAGAAAAAGGAAUUGAAAGAACUAGAAGAGAAGUUAGAGGGCUUAUUGACAUGUUCUAUUUGCUGUGGAGAUAUGGAAAGAAAGGCAGCUCUUCAGGAUUGUGGUCACGUGUUUUGCGUUGAUUGCUGCCAACGGUUCUAUUCUGCAUUCAGACGCGAAUGUCCCAUCUGCCGAAAAUCCUUCAACGACUACAUUCAACUGUUCAUGUGA
Oikopleura dioica is the source of this 942-nucleotide messenger RNA. The record is from the annotation of a GenBank genome assembly. NCBI's taxonomy places the organism in Eukaryota, Metazoa, Chordata, Appendicularia, Copelata, Oikopleuridae.